AUGAAUAAUGCUGGUGGAGCUAUGUCAAUAAUACGAAGGGCCAGUAAUCUAGAGGAGGAGGACAGUAUGUCGGAAGAGGAUAUGAUGGAUAGUGAGGACGAAGAUGAAACGAUCGCCAGAAUACAGCGCGCUCAUUUCGCGGAAACGGCUGCUAUGAAUUCUCGGCGGCGACCGGCAGCUCGUCCUCGGCGAAUGAGCCAAAAAAGAAAAAUAGAAGCAGUGCGAAACUUUCACGAUUUUACAAAGAAAUUGAAAAAAGACACUGGCAUAAAAAUACGCAGUUUAGGUGGUAAUAAUUUAUUAGAUUUUAGUGACUAUUCUAGUGAGGACAAUAAAACUGAUAGUGAUGGUUUAUCAGAAGAGGAGUUUACUGUUGACCCCAGUGCAGUGCAGGAUCUGAAUGAAGAGAAUGAUAGUUAUAUAGACCCUGAGACGGGAGACUUUGUUGAAUCUAAAAUAAAACAAAUAGAUGCAAAGUGUUCAGACAAUUCGGAGUCAUCACCUUCAAACAUUAUUGAGGAACCGAAAACACUUUCAAUUAGUGACAUAAUUGAUGAAAGUGGGUUGGAUUUAUCAAAAAAUGUUGAAAUAACUGAAGUAGAUGAAACUGACCUUUGCCCAGAGAAAACACCUGAAGAUCUUUUAGAUAUGAAAGAAGAUAGCAGUAGCCAAAACUUUGAUAUACAGGAAAAAUUAAAAGACAUGGGGGAAAUUAGUGUUAAACCAAUUAAUAAAACAGAGAGUGAAGAUGAUAAUAGUAACACAGCUGAAAAUGAUGAAGAGAAAAAACUAAACUCUAGUGCUUUAAAUGUUCGACGUAAUAUAAGAGAAGUUAUGGAUGAAAAGAAUUUAGAUGCUUCCACAUUAACAGCUCAGAGACAGGAAUCAGAGCGUUUAGCUCGAGUUCAGGAACAGCAAAGAAUCAUACGAGAAGUUCAAAGGCAAAUAGCUAUUAAUAGGCAAAACAAAAUUCAUCAGAAGACUUUGUCACUUUUGCAAGGUGGUUCAUCUAUAUUAAAGAAAUCUACAUCUGGACAAAAGUUGAAUUUACCUAACACAGUAUUAGUCAAAUUACCGUCAGGAGAGAUUAAAAAAACUAGUGUUAAACCUGGUCAAUUAGAGGUUACAAAAGUACCUAAACCUGCAACAUCAGCUUCUGCAUUAGCUCAGAGAUUAAGUAAACCUGACCAGAAGGGUGAAAAAAAGGAGGUAGUAGAAAUAGUUGAUAGUAGCAGUGGUGAGGAGUCUUCCUCGUCAUCUUCAGAUUCUGAUGAUUGUAUUAUGCUGUCUGAUUCAGAAGUACCGCCUAGUCCUGAAGCUGAAGAUGAUCCAGGAAAUUCAGGUCUUCACGUAAAUGAUGCUUACAAUAUACCCGAUGAACAAGGAAGAGUACAAAUAAAUAUUGGACAUCCGGAAAACGAAGAAGAUAUCUUUUUAGCCCCUCAAAUCGCGAGAGUUAUUAAACCGCACCAGAUUGGAGGGGUGCGGUUCUUAUUCGACAAUAUAAUAGAAUCAACAGAGCGAUUUUCAACAUCAACUGGCUUCGGAUGCAUAUUGGCACAUUCCAUGGGCCUCGGAAAAACUUUACAAAUUGUAUGCUUCUGUGAUAUAUUUUUGCGACACACUAGUUCCAAAACAGUACUAUGUAUUAUGCCUAUUAAUACCCUACAAAAUUGGGUGGCAGAGUUUAACAUGUGGCUUCCUGUGGACGCAGCAAACAGUCCUCUCGCGGCGCAUGGUGAAGUGCGAACGAGGACUUUUCCGAUUUACGUGUUAAACGACAGCCACAAGACAUUGCAAAUGCGUGCCAAAGUAGUUAAGGAUUGGACAACCACAGGCGGUGUCCUUAUGAUAGGUUAUGAAUUAUAUAGAUUGUUAAGUAUGAAAAAGGAUAAAAAACCUCGUAAGAAAAAGAAAGCGGACGCAAAGUUAGAGGCUGAGAAAGAGAAGGAAGAUAAGAAAAACGAUGUCGGAAAUGACGACACAACUCAGGGCUCCGAUGCUGCAACAGUUACAAAAGCAUCCGAUGAUACCCGUAUUGAUGGACAGGAAGGUGACGUCGCUCUCAGAUUAGAUGAUAAUAAAGAAGAUAAAAAGGACGAUACUCCAUCUGACGAAGACAAAAAGCUGCUUGAUGAAAUGUAUGAAGCUCUAGUUAAACCGGGGCCAGACCUUGUUAUAUGUGACGAGGGGCACAGGAUCAAGAACAGCCACUCGAACAUAUCGUAUGCGCUAAAGCAAAUGAGGACAAAACGUCGUGUUGUACUCACAGGAUAUCCUUUGCAAAACAACUUGCUAGAAUAUUGGUGCAUGGUGGACUUUGUGCGUCCGAACUAUCUCGGAAGCAAGACAGAGUUCUGCAAUAUGUUCGAGCGGCCCAUACAGAACGGACAGUGCAUAGAUUCGACACCUCAGGAUAUAAGAUUGAUGCGUUAUCGGGCGCACGUUUUACAUUCGUUGCUUGUCGGUUUCGUGCAAAGACGUUCGCACGCUGUACUACAAUCAACUCUGCCACAAAAGGAAGAAUAUGUUCUUCUAGUCCGUAUGACGCCUCUGCAGCGAAAACUCUACGAUCGCUUUAUGAAUGAAGUCGUUCGCUCGGCAUCUGUCCCAAAUCCAUUAAAAGCGUUCGCUAUUUGUUGUAAGAUAUGGAAUCACCCUGACGUCUUGUACAACUUUCUGAAGAAGCGCAGUGAAGUAAGUGCAGCUAUCGAAGAGGAUUUAGAUUUAGAAGAGAUUGGUGGUGUUACGAAGGCAGGUCGAGCGAAGAAUGGUAAAGCCCAACCGAGACGACCUGGAAAGCCACGGGGUUCAUCGAAAAAACCAGCAGCAACAAUUCCGCCUAACACAACUGCUCCUGUACCACCACGACAAGAUACAAAUACCCAAAAUACUCAAUAUUCAAAUACCGCGUAUGGUUCCAACCCUGCGAGAGCCGACAGACCGCCAGGGAAUUAUCCCCCAUAUCCGCCUUAUCAAAAUACUCCACCUGGAUAUUACCCACCCGGUCAGAACUACAAUCAGGAAUAUGGCAAUAAUUAUUACCCGCAACAGCCUCCAUAUGAUAAUAACUAUCCCAAUCAAUAUCCACCUUCCAAUCCGGAACAAAAUUACAGCCAGAACUACUGGAGUAAUAACAGUUAUUAUGGAAAUCCCGGUUAUUAUAAUAAUCCGCAAUAUACGGAGGGGCAACCGCCUCCGCCGAAUUUCAAUCCAAAUCAAGCUCCAGGUUUUGAAAAUUCACAGCCGUAUCAAGGAAACUAUAACACGCCAUCAAAUGCUUCUACUUAUACUAGCGGUGCGCCCCCUAAUAAUCAACAGUAUCCUGCUAACAGUGCACCAGCAAAUAACACACCAUAUGCUGGACGUGAUACGCCUUCUGGCACAUCGUACAAUCAAAACAAUGUUACUCCAACUAAUAGUUCUUUUUCGGCUACGGCUGUACCUCCGAACAAUGCUCCUUAUGCUAACAACAGUGUUCCUACUAAUAAUUCAAAUUACCCAGUAAACAAUGAGACACCGAGCAAUCAAUACCCUAGUACUAACGUCCCACCAAAUACUUCUUAUCCGGGUAAUAACGCUCCAUAUCCACCCAAUUCGGAAAAUUAUAAUAACCUACCCCGCUCACAACCUUAUCAAGGCCCAUACAAUAAUCCAGCAUCAUAUUCACAAUAUGAUCCUAGUAAUGGCCCACCACAGCCGUACCAGAACAAUCAAACUCCAGCAAAUUAUCCAGGGUACCAAUCGCAACAAUAUCCUGGUAAUAAUCCAUACCCUGCUAAUCCAUCAACACCUUACAACCAAUAUGAGAACUCAACUGAAUACGCUAAUAAUUAUCCACCAAACAUGUCACGACAAGAAAAUAUUCCUUCCAGUCAACAUCCAGUUAAAACGGAAUUAAAUAUAGAUCCACCUUAUAGUCAAUCUGUUGUUAAACAAGAACCGAAUGUUACACAAAAUGCAAGUGCACCAUAUGGAGCUUCCUACAAUUACAAUCAACAAAGUCACCCCGAUUAUAAUAAUCAGUUUCCUAACUAUUCUCAACCUAUGGAAACUAAGCCGCCUUUAUGCAGUGCCAGCUCUGGUAGCCCUGUCACAUCAUGGCCCAUGCCAACAGAUACAAUAAAGACUGAGCUUGAUAGACUAAAAAUGGAAGACAAAAUGGAAAUUAAAUCAGAAUCUGAUGGUGAGGUUAAAAUAGAAGAUUUAGACACUAAGACAAUUGUUAAAGACGAAAUUAAAAAAGAUAAGUUCCCUACACCACCUACAAAAAGUGAACCGGUUAUAAAGGCAAUGUUGGAUACUGUGAAAGAUAAUGGUUCCGAUUCAGAACCCGAAGUACCGAAGCGAGGUAAAGGUAAAGGCAAGGGAAAAGAAAAAUCAAAAGCAGAAAAGUCCCCUCGGCCUACUAAAGCAAAAGCUAAACCCAAAAGUAGAAAGGAUAGAAAAACUUCGAAAGACAAAACAAAUGAAGAAUCGGAAUCAGAACACAGUGAAAAAGAAGAAAAAUUGAACAAAGAAGAAGAAUUAGCACUUGUCAAGAAAGCGGAAGAAAUGACAUACGAUUGGGCAACCGAUCUCCUAAGAGAUUAUAUACCUGGAUUGAUCGAAAAUUCAGCUAAGAUGGAGUUGUUCUUUUACAUUUUGAACGAGAGUAUCAAGCUUGGGGAUCGAUUAUUACUAUUCAGUCAAAGUUUAUUUACUCUGAAUCUAAUUGAAGAUUUUCUUGAGAGAAAUUAUAUUCCGGGCACCAAUCGUUUGUGGGAGAGGAAUACUUCAUAUUUCCGUUUGGACGGUUCUACGCAUGCGUUGGAGCGUGAAAAGCUUAUAAAUGAGUUUAAUGCUAAUCCAAACGUUUAUCUGUUUCUGGUAUCGACACGGGCUGGUUCUCUCGGAAUAAACCUAGUUGGAGCCAACAGGGUUAUUGUAUUUGAUGCCAGCUGGAACCCGUGUCACGACACCCAAGCUGUUUGUCGAGUUUACAGAUACGGUCAAAGGAAGCCUUGUUUCGUAUACCGUUUUGUGAUGGACUGUUGUCUGGAGAAAAAGAUCUACGACCGUCAAAUCAAUAAGCAGGGCAUGGCAGAUCGUGUUGUGGACGAAUGCAACCCAGACGCGGUCUUAUCUAUGAAGGAGAUCACUAAUCUCUGCUUUGAUAAUGAUGAAAAAGAAUCAGAACCGAAAGAUCUUCUAGAAUACAAGGAUAAGUACAUUGAUGUGCUGAUGCAAGGAAUCCUCACGUUGCACAGUAAACUACUGACCAAGGAGCCUUUCCAACACGAGUCUCUCCUCGUCGAUAGAAAAGAAAAGAAAUUGUCCAGUGCUGAGAAGAGAUUAGCUCAGAGAGGUUACGAGCUGGAGAAGAAAGCUGCGUCGGCACCUAAACCGACUACAGCGUAUCGAACGGUACGCACAGCUGACGGGAGCCUGGUGCAGCGGCCUGUCGCGUCCGUCCGUCCGAUGCAGCACGGGGCGCGCUGGAUUCCUGCAGAUGUCUGGCGCCGACAAGGAAUGACAGCGCAAGAGAUGACGCUACCUUUAGAUGUGGUGAUUCCAACUAAUUCAUCGGAAAAGACCAACAUUGUCCUAAAGGCUGGCCAACGUGUAAUGGUCUUGAAGUCGCCAAAGGGAAUCUAUAUGCAACUAGAGUCUGGAAAAAUAAUAGCAAUCAAAACAGCACUUAAAGGUUUGGGGCAGAAAGGUGAUAGUAAGGACAGUACAUUAGGUAAAAAGGUAAUGGGUAGUCGGCCAUCCUCGGCACAUAUUCCCGGAUCCCUGAAAAAUAAUUCAGCGAUUACAAUUACUUCUAAGUCGGGCCCACGUUUUCAGAGGGUACAAACUAGACCAUCAAUGAUGGGUCCGAAAAUGGGAAGAUCUAUGUUGCCCGGGCAGAAAAUAGCUGAGAUCAGGAACCGCCUGGGAGAGAUGCGAUCGUAUGGUGCGCGUCCGAAAUUACCCACGCCAAAUAUGAGAAUGCUUCGACCUAGCUUACCCGGUUCUUUGAGUAUUACAAAAGUACCCAAGAAGCCUGAUGAGAGACAUAGGGCUUUCGAAGAGGAAACUCAGGUUUUAGACAGUGAUGAUGAAGAUUUGAGAGAGAAAACGAAUGGUAGUCCGUCAUCCGAUCGGAUAGUCAACGAUAAAGACGAUAAAAAUGAAAAUAAAGAUACAUCUGAUAGCUCUAGCAAAGAUGCAACUUCUUUCCAAGACAAAGAAAGCAAAGUCAAUACGCCCAUUGUACUAACAACUGACGAAAAACUACCUUCAGAGGAAGCCCUAGAAACACGAAGCGAUAGAAAUGGGCCGGAGGUGGCAGCGCUAUCGCAAAGUAACGUAAAAGACGAAGGCCCAAUGAAUUUAGCGAAUCGGGGCGAGAGGAAAAUCAAUUUAUUAAAAAAUUAUAGACACCAACGGCCUAUAAGCCGGCCGCAGCCGGAGUCGAGUCUCAGCCAAUUGGAAAAAACGGCGACGACGCUCAACAAAGAGGGCGUGCCGGAUUUUAGGAAAAAUUUAGAUGAUAUAACACAGUCUUAUUCUCCCUCUGUUGAAGAGAAAACGAGUGGAAGAAAGAAGAGAUCGCCCCAGAAGAUAGAAACGCAGGAACGACCGAAUAUGUCACACAGUGUGUCUAGUAUGCUCGGCACUACCCAAAAGCAGGACAGCUCAAAUCAAAUAGCGCACGGUGUGCAAGAGGCGUAUAACUUGAGUAAAUCUCAGGCCAUGCCGCUAAAUAUGACCCACAGUGGACUGAUGACUGGUGGAACUACAACCAGUAAAGAACCUAUAGAUCCACCUCCCCCCAUGCUCCCUAAUGAUCCCGUCUUCGCAAGUGGAAGUACACCACCGGAGGGUUAUGGACAAUAUCCAGGUUAUGGAAUGGGUUAUGGGGCGUACCCGCAUAAUCCUGCAUACUACGGCGGCUACAGUGGAGGCUAUUACCCUCCAUACGCACCACCGCAAGCACCUUUCCCCCCACCACCGAAUAAUGCCCCAGAUCCAUACUUACCACCGAAUCCACAGUGGUAG
This is a messenger RNA of Leptosia nina, 7026 nucleotides long. NCBI's taxonomy places the organism in Eukaryota, Metazoa, Arthropoda, Insecta, Lepidoptera, Pieridae. The record is from the annotation of a GenBank genome assembly.